CUGCUCUGGCUUCAGCGGAGCCGUGCCACCGUGGGAGUGUCCAGGGUCCUGACGUAGCCCUGUGAUGUGGCCAGCUCCCUGGCCUGCUGCCUGCACAGUGGGCCCUUGUCUCUGCUCUGGGUCAGGCGAGGCAGCCACCCAUGAUGAGCUCUGCAGCCUUCCCGAGGUGGCCGAGCAUGGGGGCCCCUCGUACCCCUUCACGGACAGUGCUCUUCGAGCGGGAGAGGACGGGCCUGACCUACCGCGUGCCCUCGCUGCUCCCUGUGCCCCCCGGGCCCACCCUGCUGGCCUUUGUGGAGCAGCGGCUCAGCCCUGACGACUCCCACGCCCACCGCCUGGUGCUGAGGAGGGGCACGCUGGCCGGGGGCUCUGUGCGGUGGGGCGCGCUGCACGUGCUGGGGACGGCGGCCCUGGCGGAGCACCGGUCCAUGAACCCCUGCCCUGUGCACGAUGCUGGCACGGGCACCGUCUUCCUCUUCUUCAUUGCGGUGCUGGGCCACACGCCUGAGGCCGUGCAGAUCGCCACGGGAAGGAACGCCGCGCGCCUCUGCUGUGUGGCCAGCCGUGACGCCGGCCUCUCGUGGGGCAGCGCCCGGGACCUCACCGAGGAGGCCAUCGGUGGUGCCGUGCAGGACUGGGCCACGUUCGCCGUGGGUCCCGGCCACGGCGUGCAGCUGCCCUCAGGCCGCCUGCUGGUGCCCGCCUACACCUACCGUGUGGACCGCCGAGAGUGUUUUGGCAAGAUCUGCCGGACCAGCCCCCACUCCUUCGCCUUCUACAGCGAUGACCACGGCCGCACCUGGCGCUGUGGAGGCCUCGUGCCCAACCUGCGCUCAGGCGAGUGCCAGCUGGCGGCGGUGGACAGUGGGCAGGCCGGCAGCUUCCUCUACUGCAACGCCCGGAGCUCCCUGGGCAGCCGCGUGCAGGCGCUCAGCACUGACGAGGGCACCUCCUUCCUGCCCGCAGAGCGCGUGGCUUCCCUGCCCGAGACUGCCUGGGGCUGCCAAGGCAGCAUCGUGGGCUUCCCAGCCCCCGCCCCCAGCAGGCCACAGGAUGACGGUUGGUCAGUGGGCCCCGGGAGUCCCCUCCACCCUCCACUCCUCGGUCCCGGAGUCCAUGAACCCCCAGAGGAGGCUGCUGGAGGCCAGGUGCCUGGUGGGCCCUUCAGCCGUCUGCAGCCUCGGGGGGAUGGCACCAGGCCUGGGGUCAGUGGGGACGUGGGGUCCUGGACCCUGGCACUCCCCAUGCCCUUUGCUGACCUACCCCAGAGCCCCACGUGGCUGCUGUACUCCCACCCGGUGGGGCGCAGGGCUCGGCUACACAUGGGUAUCCGCCUGAGCCAGUCCCCGCUGGACCCGCACAGCUGGACAGAGCCCUGGGUGAUCUACGAGGGCCCCAGCGGCUACUCUGACCUGGCGUCCAUUGGGCCAGCCCCUGGGGGGGGCCUGGUUUUCGCCUGCCUGUACGAGAGCGGGGCCAGGACCUCCUAUGAUGAAAUUUCCUUUUGUACAUUCUCCCUACGUGACGUCCUGGAGAACGUGCCCGCCAGCCCCGAGCUGCCCAACCUUGGGGACAAGCCCCGGGGGUGCUGCUGGCCCUCCUGACAGGCCUUCUGGCCGUGCCCAUGCCCCUUGGGUGCCCGGGGCAGAGGGCUGGAAUACGCUGGGGUGCCCCAGGAUGGAUGUGGGGGGCUCUUAGUGCGGGGUCCUGUGGAUUAGAAACAAGUUGCUCCCCAGAGCUCUCAAGCAGCGGCUGCGAGUGAGCAGGGCAGGGUGGGGGCAGGGUGGGGGCACGAAGUGGGACCGGGGCGACCCCCCACAGCUCCCUUCCGAGGCUGCAGGGCCAGGCGCGGGACCGCAGGUAGCCCAGGGUGUUGUGGGUGGCAGCACUUCUUACUGGCUGCUUUCUGGCUUGAAAUAAAGGAAUCGUGCUUGUGUCGGGGUA
Messenger RNA from Nomascus leucogenys (northern white-cheeked gibbon), 1944 nucleotides. It is a transcript of the gene NEU4, whose product is annotated as neuraminidase 4. Gene Ontology annotation, biological process: oligosaccharide catabolic process; ganglioside catabolic process. Gene Ontology annotation, molecular function: exo-alpha-sialidase activity. The record is from RefSeq and is a predicted model, not a curated record. Gene Ontology annotation, cellular component: membrane; cytoplasm; lysosome. NCBI's taxonomy places the organism in Eukaryota, Metazoa, Chordata, Mammalia, Primates, Hylobatidae.